Messenger RNA from Aspergillus udagawae, 2550 nucleotides. Its product is annotated as putative alpha-glucosidase. The record is from RefSeq and is a predicted model, not a curated record. The transcript has 3 exons. Gene Ontology annotation, molecular function: hydrolase activity, hydrolyzing O-glycosyl compounds; carbohydrate binding. Bases 1 to 2550 code for a protein of 849 amino acids. Gene Ontology annotation, biological process: carbohydrate metabolic process. Lineage: Eukaryota; Fungi; Ascomycota; Eurotiomycetes; Eurotiales; Aspergillaceae.
AUGCCUCAAAAGGAAUUCUGCCCCAAAGGCUACCAAGAACAGCCUUCAGGAAAUACCGCCACGGACCCCUCAGUGUAUCUGCGCUCAGGAAACUCGAAAGAUCGUUCCUUUAAUUUCUCAUUCGAACCGAUUCGUCAAAACCUUUUCCGUGUGACAUUUUCCUCGCAAGACCAUCCUCUUCCUCCCUAUCCGAGCAUCUCGAAGCCAAAAACAGACCUCAAUGGCAUUCAUGUAUCUGCCACCGGUGGCGGUUCAUCCAAGACAAUUGAGGUCGGCGACGUGACGGCCACAGUCGACUGGAGCGAGACUCCAGUAGUCUCGUUGUCGUGGACCGGUGAAGAAAAGCCCCUCCACCGGGAUCUGCCAUUGCGCUCGUACGUGACCGACGCAACCGGCAUCGCGCACUAUUCUGAGCACGACCGGAAUGCGCUUCAUGUUGGGCUGGGAGAGAAGAGGGCACCCAUGGAUCUCACCGGGCGUCACUUCCAGCUUUCGGCGACAGACAGUUUCGGAUACGAUGUUUACAACACAGAUCCGUUGUAUAAGCACAUCCCGUUGCUGAUCAAGGUGACUCCCGCUGGUUGCGUGGCCAUAUUCUCAACGACACAUGCCAGAGGGACGUGGUCAGUCGGUUCCGAAAUCGAUGGACUCUGGGGUCACUUCAAGGUGUACCGUCAAGACUAUGGUGGCCUCGAGCAGUAUCUGAUCGUAGGGAAGACACUCAAAGAUACCGUGAGGUCAUAUGCAGAGCUCCUUGGCUUCCCGCUCCUUGUACCUCGCUGGGCUUAUGGCUACAUCUCUGGAGGCUACAAGUACACCAUGGUUGAUGACCCACCUGCGCACCAAGGACUCAUGGAGUUCGCGGACAAGCUCAAGGAGCACGGCAUUCCAUGCUCUGCCCACCAGAUGAGCUCGGGCUACUCAAUUGCAGAGACUGAACCCAAGGUCCGCAAUGUCUUCACCUGGAACAAGUAUCGGUUCCCCAACCCCGAAGAGUGGAUUAAGAAGUACCACGCUCGAGGAAUCAGACUCCUUACCAACAUCAAGCCUUUUGUGCUUGCGUCACAUCCAGAUUACCAGAAGCUUGUCAGUGCAGGGGCACUGUUCAAGAAGCCCGAUACUCAGGAACCGGGCACAAUGAGACUAUGGAGCGCAGGAGGUGCGACCGGUGGUGAUGGAUGCCACAUCGAUUUUACCUCCUCCUUCGCUUUCCGAUGGUGGUAUGAAGGUGUCCAGAGCCUGAAGCGAGCCGGAAUCGAUGGUAUGUGGAACGACAACAACGAAUAUACGCUUCCCGAUGAUGAAUGGCAACUGGCUCUGGAUGGAUCAGUAGUCGCUGAGAAGGCAAAGAAACAGAGCGACAAAUCCGUCGGGCUCUGGGGCCGCGCAAUGCAUACUGAACUCAUGGGCAAGGCAUCUCAUGACGCCUUAGUCGACAUGGAGCCCAAAUACAGACCAUUUGUUCUCACAAGAAGUGCCACUGCUGGCACUCUUCGGUAUGCAGCCAGCUCAUGGAGUGGAGACAAUGUGACUAGUUGGGAGAGCAUGAAAGGCGCAAACGCCUUGUCUUUGAGCGCCGGUAUUUCACUGUUGCAGUGCUGCGGCCAUGAUAUUGGUGGUUUCGAAGGACCACAACCCUCUCCCGAACUCCUCCUCCGAUGGGUCCAACUAGGUAUCCAUUCGCCCCGGUUCGCCAUCAACUGCUUCAAAACGUCGCCCGGAAACACCUCUGUGGGAGAUGUCAUUGAGCCCUGGAUGUACCCCGAGAUCACUCCGCUGGUCCGCGACACCAUCAAGCGCCGUUAUGAGAUCCUCCCCUACAUAUACUCCCUUGGUCUGGAGAGCCACCUGACCGCUUCUCCACCUCAGCGCUGGAUUGGAUGGGGUUACGAGUCCGAUCCAGAAGUCUGGACCAAGGCUCUCAAGUCCGGAGAAGAACAGUUCUGGUUCGGUGACACUAUCCUUGUUGGAGGCGUGUACGAGCCCGGUGUAACCGUCGCGAAGAUGUACCUUCCCCGUAAGGCGAAUGAUGAGUUCGACUUUGGGUAUGUCAACAUGAACGCGCCCUACACCUAUUACGCCUCCGGCCAGUGGGUCGAGAUUCCUUCUCAAUGGAGAGAAAGCAUCCCGCUUGUUGCGCGUAUCGGUGGUGCCAUUCCUGUUGGAAAGCCCGUUCAAACCAGAGUGCCUGGGGAUGAGACUGAGGCUUCAUUGGCUGUAGAGGAACUUGACGACUACAGAGGCGUUGAGAUAUUCCCUCCCAAGGUCAGCUCUCAUGGUCGUGUCUUCACCUCUAGCUGGUUUGAGGAUGACGGAAUUUCCCUGCAGCCUACGAUGUCAACGUACAUCAUCAGCUACAGCUCGACGGAGGAGAAGGUAACUGUUGGAUUCAAACGCGACGAAGAGAGCGGCUUUGUUCCCGCUUGGAAGGAUCUGGAUAUCAUCUUGCACAACGGUGACGAGAGACGCGUUGUGUCUGAUGAUGGCAGGCCUGUGGAAUACAAGGGGAGAGACUCUCGAGGCCGCGUUGUUUUUACUUUGAAGAAUUAG